This is a messenger RNA of Cyprinodon tularosa, 3516 nucleotides long. RefSeq lists its product as uncharacterized. The record is from RefSeq and is a predicted model, not a curated record. The transcript has 2 exons. The coding region runs from base 1375 to 3024 and encodes 549 amino acids. NCBI's taxonomy places the organism in Eukaryota, Metazoa, Chordata, Actinopteri, Cyprinodontiformes, Cyprinodontidae.
UAUCUGAUUAAAUAAGAUAUUUUACCACCCCUACAGGGGAGGGCAAUAAACAUCUUAAAGUAUCAGAAACAUAAAUUCCCAGCGGGCUGGGAAUAGAAUUUAACUAUAGAAUCACAACAUAAAUAUGGCGUCCCUGAUUGCUGGGCCCAUUAUUUGUAACAUUUAUUUAGCGUACCAUGCUACUGGGCUCAUUGAAUGUAACAUUUAAUUGGUGUCUCAGUUUGGUGGUCAUCGAAUAUAACAGUUAUUCUGCACAUAUAUGAGAAUAAACUUAGAGCCAUUAUUGAAAACCGUGUGAAAGCAUUAACAUCAGCUCUCACCACUCAAUAAUGAAAUCUUAAACUCACAACUUAACAAUCCAAUACUAAAUGUCUUAGCUUAUAUGAGAAGAAAAUAUAACCUUUGACAUUCUUGGAGAAUCAAAAUAUAGAAAUUUAACAACAUCUAAUAACUCCAAAAUAUCUCUUCAGCUAGUGAUAACCAACUUUACUUCAAAGCAAAACUCAGAUGAUUCAAAUCAAUCUGAUCACUUUGGUCCAACUAAAACUAAAAGAUUUAACUACCAAGUUAGUCUUAUCGUUCGACCAAAAUUUAUGCACAUCUAUAACUAGAUGCUGCCAUUUGUGGUUUCAAUAACCACAUCCCAAAAAUGAAAACUCCCAAGUUAUGCUAUUUCAAAGUCACCUCCAGUCCAAAAUAGGUUAGAUGCCUCGAAAUUUAACCUAAAUCCCUUUGUCUAUUAGUCUAAUAAGACUCCUAAACACUUAUUUUAUAUUGUGUAGAACAAGAUUUGUUGCCAGAUUUAACGUAAGUUAAUCUGUAGUCCUACCCGACCAAAAGGGGGUGGAUUCAAAUUAAAUUGCUUAAAAUCCCUUAAAGAAAGGUGAAUCAUAAGCUAAAUUGCUAGUAAAACCUUAAAGGUUAAGCUUUGCGCCAAACUGCUUAUAAAUCCUCCGAGACAGGUAAAGCAUGCGCUAAAAUAGCUCAUAAAUCCUAAAACAAGGUAUAGCAUUUUUAACACUGAAAGAAAAGUGUUUCUUUGAUAUCACAGAAAAAGGUGAAGCAUAAGCAAAAUUGCUUGUAAGUCCUUAAAAGGUAAGCUUUGCGCCAAACUGCUUAUAAAUCCUCAGAGACAGGUAAAGCAUGCGCUAAAAUAGCUGGUAAAUCCUAAACAAGGUGUAGCAUUUCUAACACUGAAAGAAAAGUGUUUCUUUGAUAUCACAGGUUUAAAGAUAACCUGUGACCCGUUUCUACACACAUAAAAAUAAGUCCUUACAAUAUGUGUAUGUAAAUAUACAAGUAUAGUGGGUACUGACUGGAUUGUGUUCUUUUGAAAUUUCUUCAUAACUUGUGUUUUUGUGCCAUCAGCUGAAAAUGGAUCCAAACAUCCUCAAUUCUGGGCACAUCAUUGACUCCAUAGGCAUAGAGAAACAGAAACAAAUUGUUGAAAAGCUUAUCCACUUAUCUUCAGAAAAGCAGGAUAACCUAAACAAUUUUAACCUCAGCCUAUGUGAAGAAAAGAUUCAAGAAUUAAGUAACUUAAUUCAAAACCCAAAUGGAAACUUUCUGAUAACAGAUGUACUCUGUGAGCUCACGCUACUUUAUCAGCUUAAAUACCAAAUAAAAGCUAAACAGUACUCUGAGUUAGAAGCCAAAUAUCAGAUGAUCUGCCACAGAGUAAGUGCUGCAAACAUUUUAUUGUCAGGAGCUGACAAGAUCAAAGACCCAUGCGGCCAGACUGACCAUGCCUCAGAACAAAAGGUGACCCUCCUCUCUCAGGAGCUAUGCAAUAAACAAAGCAAGCAGACUUUGAAUCAGCAGGAGGUCACCCCAGUCGAAGGGAGAACAGUUCCUGAAGCAGAUACAAAGUCUCUAAACUCUGAGUUAACACUAAAUAGAUCUGAAGAUGUUCAAAGUCAAAGUAGUGUUGCAGACAGAGAGAAACAAGUAGAUCACUUGGUAAACUCAAGCAGUUUAAAAUUUUGCAAAGGACAACCAUGCAAACCAAUCUCUGACUCACACUCCGCUGACCGAGCAUCAAGUGCCAAAGUUCACACCUUGAAAAACUCUGAGGAGAACCAGUCUCCCUUGUGUCAUCAAAGGUUAGCUCAAAACCCCCCACCACUUAAUGAGCAGAACCAGCUUCCUGACGGGCCAGGUCCACCGAGUGACCAUAGAAUUCAACAACUUGAAUCCUUGGCCAAAGACAUUGAUAUUUUUGACCCAGAAAGUCAACACUCAAACAUAGCUGAUUAUCUGCAAGAAGUUGAGCACUGUCUGAAAGACUUGCCAUUUCCUUCUUCUCAUGAGAAAUUGAAGCUGAUUUGGAAAACAACAGCUAGAAGCGUCCAUGUUUUCAUAAAAUCUCUUCCUCCAAAAAUCAGAGAAAGUUAUUCAGCUCUUUGUCAAACCUUAAGAGAAGAAUAUUCUGGUUACAGAGAUCCGGCGUUAGCAACGCUUGAGGCAUCUUUAGUUCUCCAAGGAGAACAUGAAACACCCAGAGAAUAUUACUUUCGCUUGAGACAGGUUUAUUUUGAGGGCUGCAGUUCUCCAGAUAUUGACGAAGAAGAUCCCACAUUUAAAGCAUUGUUCAUCCAAAAUCUACAUGAAAAUGUACGAUAUGAUGUAGCAAUGCAUUGCAGGAUAGAAAACCUUUCUAUUCAGGAAACUCGCAGAUAUGCUCAGCUUGUUUGGGAAAUACGUCUCAAAUCAGAUAGAUUUCAAAGCAAGCUUAGAGUCUUUAACCUUCAAACAAAGAACAGGACCAGAAACAGACACAGAUUCAGUUCCCCAGUGGUUCACCAAGAUGAAGGUCAUAAGCCUUCACAUCACAAUGCAAAACCAAAGGUUUACACUGGUAAAGGGGGGUAUCAACAAGCUACAGAAACAACAACAAAAGAAAACUUAGAACUGAUCUGCAAAACAGUUCUUACAGAGCUACUGGCUUCUCUGACCAAUCACAAAGUACUACAAUUCCAAGCUAAUGGUAAAACUUAUCAUAUCCAAGAAUAUGAUAGUUCCUGAUCAUUUCUAACUUACUUUAACCUGUUUAAUCCUUUCUUUCUUUUGUUUCACAACUUGAGAAAUGAUGAAGGUUGAACAACAGCAUCAUGAAGGUGUUAGGAAAUUUUGUUUGGAAUUUAUAUAUUUGUGUAUCAGGGUCAGACGUUCCUGCCAGACCUGCUUCAACCAGAUGCAAAACCUCUGGAGAAAAUGAACUGUUUUAUGAUAAGAUAGGGUCAGCUUCUGCCAGACCUGCAACAAAUCAUCCAGGGACAAACACUGGAGAAGAUAUGAACCCUAAAUGAACUUUCUUCCUGCCAACAGGAACCUGACUCAUCACCGCUCCAGAUAUCAUGGCUUUAUGGACUUAUUUGUUGAUCUGAAAACAAAGAACUGCAUCUUUUAUUUCCAGAUCAAAAAGGGGGAAUGUUAUGCCAUUUGCCAUGAUCAUACUUUUUGGACAGUGGGAACCAGUGUCCAUAUUUCAUCCUGAUAGGAUGACUAGAGAAGAAA